Messenger RNA from Platichthys flesus (European flounder), 6215 nucleotides. Its product is annotated as serine/threonine-protein kinase DCLK2-like. Gene Ontology annotation, cellular component: microtubule cytoskeleton. The transcript has 15 exons. NCBI's taxonomy places the organism in Eukaryota, Metazoa, Chordata, Actinopteri, Pleuronectiformes, Pleuronectidae. The record is from RefSeq and is a predicted model, not a curated record. Gene Ontology annotation, molecular function: ATP binding; protein kinase activity. The coding region runs from base 520 to 2682 and encodes 720 amino acids. Gene Ontology annotation, biological process: protein phosphorylation; intracellular signal transduction.
AACUGCUGGGACUCGACCCGCUCGUGCAAGGUCCUCACGCCUACGCACCGGUUUUGAAGGCAGAACAGUGAGGUCAUAGGAAGGUUACUCCGACCAAAUCACAAAGUAGAGUUCACUUCUGUUGGGAAAACUGUGGAGUUCAUGGACCAGGUCAGAUUCUGUUUGAUGUGUAGUCUAUGUCAAAGCAUAGAAGAGGCCUUUAGCACGUUCCUGAUCAAUCAUCGGACAUUUGUGGAUUAGUGCAUCGAAAAGGGCAGAAGGGUCCAACGUGUUACUUAAGUUGUGUUUGUAGCAUGAAAUGAAGUUUGAGUAGCCCAACACUGGAUUUACAACAGGAUUACCUGAUCUAGAUCAAGGAUUUUCUCUGGAUUACAGAGACUUUAAUCAAUUAGAACUAGGGUCAGGACAAGACACCUGACUACGAGGAUAAAAGUCACGUUUACCAUUGUUGGACGAUGAAUCUUAUGUAGCGGGUAAUCCACGGGACAUUUCAACGCUACUACUGAACCAUUAUUCACGAUGUCGCUGAGCAAGACCCUCGAGCUGGAGCACUUUGAGGAACGAGACAAGGUUCGCCGGGGUCGCUCCACCCGGGCCAAGAGAGAUGACUCCACAAGCAGCGCUGGUGGUGGGGGGUCUGGCCCCAGCUCCAGGGGCAGCAGCCUGGUUCCUAGCCCUGCCCACAGCGCCAACUGCAGCUAUUACCGGACCCGAACCCUGCAGGCGCUCACCUCGGAGAAAAGGGCCAAGAAGGUCCGGUUCUACCGCAACGGAGACCGGUACUUCAAGGGUCUGGUGUACGCCGUCUCCAGUGAUCGGUUCCGCUCCUACGACGCCCUGCUGAUGGAGCUGACGCGCUCAUUGGCGGAUAACCUGCAUUUGCCACAAGGGGUUCGCGCAAUCUACACGAUAGACGGCAGCAAAAAGAUCACCAGUAUGGACGAGCUGGUGGAAGGCGAGUGCUACAUUUGUGCGUCCAACGAGCCGUACCGGAAGGUCGACUACAACAAGAUCUCCGUCCCCAACUGGAAGCCCGGAGCCGCGGCCGGCCCGGCCAGCUCCACCCGGUCCACCACGGUGUCCACUGGUGUGUCUGCCAGCGCCGCCGCCGCCGCCACCAUCCCCAGAGAGCGGCCUGAGGGUCGAGAGGGCAGGGAGAGCAAGGACUUCAUCAAGCCCAAGCUGGUGACGGUGAUCCGCAGCGGCGUGAAGCCCCGCAAGGCCGUGAGGAUCCUGCUGAACAAGAAGACGGCUCACUCCUUCGAACAGGUGCUGGCCGACAUCACCGAGGCCAUCAAGCUGGACUCUGGAGCCGUGAAGAGGUUGUACACGCUGGACGGAAAACAGCUGACCUGUCUGCAGGACUUCUUCGGGGAUGACGACGUGUUCAUGGCAUGCGGCCCGGAGAAGUUCCGUUACGCUCAGGACGACUUUGUGCUCACACACACCACCAAGACGCAGACGUUUGUUAAUGAAUGCCGAGUCAAAGCGUCUCGCCCUGCUGCUCCUCAGAAGGCUGCACCUCCCAAGACUCCCAGCAGCUCCGGGCUCUCCUCGUCCAGGACCAGAACCAAGUCUCCUGGUCCGGCCAAUGAGCCCUCAGGGAAGUCAUCCAGGUCCAGCCCCUCGCCCACCAGCCCGCGGCCUCAACGCAGCCUCAAGAUCUCUGCUCGUCGAUCGUCCUCCACUGACGUCAACGGGGAGUCCGAGCAGCCGGAGGACGACAUUGUCGAGGUUAACGGGAAUCGAACGGUUUCUUCCUCCAACAUCAACGACAAGUACCAAGUCGGGAAAGUGAUCGGAGAUGGAAACUUCGCUGUGGUGAAGGAUUGUGUGGAGAGGUCCACGGGAAAGGAAUACGCCCUGAAGAUCAUCGACAAGGCUCGAUGCUGUGGGAAGGAGCACCUGAUAGAGAACGAGGUGGCGGUCCUGCGGAGGGUCAGACAUCCGAGCAUCAUCGAGUUAAUCGAGGUGGAGGAAACGCCGUCUCAGCUGUUCCUCGUCAUGGAGCUCGUCAAGGGCGGCGACCUGUUCGACGCCAUCACCUCCUCCACUAAGUACAGUGAGCGGGACGCCAGCGCCAUGGUGUUCAACCUGGCCGGAGCCGUCAAGUACCUGCACCGCAUGAACAUCGUCCACCGCGACAUCAAGCCGGAGAACCUGCUGGUGUGUGAGUAUCCAGACGGCACCAAGUCCCUGAAGCUGGGGGACUUUGGUUUGGCGACGGUGGUGGAGGGGCCGCUCUACACCGUGUGUGGGACGCCGACGUACGUGGCCCCAGAGAUCAUCGCAGAGACCGGUUAUGGUCUCAAAGUCGACAUCUGGGCGGCUGGAGUCAUCACCUACAUCCUGUUGUGUGGAUUCCCUCCAUUCAGAAGUGAGAACAACGUGCAGGAGGAGCUGUUCGAUCAGAUCCUCAGAGGGAAGCUGGAGUUCCCAUCUCCGGACUGGGACGCCAUCAGUCUGCCUGCGAAGAUGCUGAUUAGUCAGAUGCUGCAGGUGAACGUAGACACUCGUUUCACUGCCGAGGAAGUUUUGUUACACUGCUGGGUGACGGACGAAGCUCCCGUCGACUCCAACGCUGUGAGCAGCACUGAAGACCAGACCAGUGAAGACGCACUGGAACCAGAGCAGGAAUUACCAAUUCUGGAAUCCAAACAAGUUCCUUCACCCAUGGUCUAAAACUCACCUCUUGAAAGUUCACCACCUUGUUUUCCUCAAAACCACAAAAUGUCUGGAAUAACAUUUUCUGGAAACUAAAUUAGUCUUCCAGAAUUCCAUCAACACUGCUCCGGAACAUAGGAAUUAGCUCCUUCAAAUCAGUCUCAUAUGUUCCCUCAUCGUAUUUUAUCUUCUGGAUACCAAACAAGGUCCCACACUGGUGAUCUACAUCUAGUUCCAUUUCAUGUACUAGAAAUGAUCUCCAUCCAAUCGGCUCUAGAACAUGUCUCUCCAAAGGAAACUCCACCUGCUCUCAGUGGAGCAGAUCUACUUCACCCACUGGAAACCAAGCAAUUUCCUUGAAAUCUGGUCUAGAAUACACCCUGUUUUAUCUUCUGGAAACAAAGUGAUUUCUCCACAUAUUUGGUCGACUAGUGAUCGUGAUCCAUGAAACCAAAACAUUCCUUCAUCCUGGUGUGAACACCCUUUGAUCAGCUGUAGAAGAGCAAUAUCUCUUUCCUUUUCAUAUACUAGAAAUGAGCUCCUUAAAAUUAGGUCUUAAACUCUGGAGACUAAGCAGGUUAUCCUCAUCCUUCUGGUCUAGAAGCGGUCCUAUCUCACCCAAGGGACCAGAACCACUACCAAGUAAGCUCUAGACUAGAACACAAGUCCUUGUUCAUUCGCUUGAGACCUUCACCCACUUCUAAGAACGUUUUUUCAGUCUUGAUUUACUGGAAACCAAAAGUGUUCCUCAACCUCCAGUUUGGAAUUGAUUUAAAAAACCAAAAGGAUAUUCACUCUACUUGCUGGACUGCUCAACUGGAAACAGGUUCUUUAGUAUUAUAUCCAAUCCAUCAUUGGAGACUUUCCUCAGCUGUGAUCUAGAACAGUAUUUAAUCUACGUCUCUGCUGCUGUACUGGAAAGUAUUUACAUCCUCGUGGAUAAGCUCCAUUAGACCUCGACCACUGCUGCUGGAAGGACAGACACCACAUCAACCGUGGAACACCGUGAAGGUGCUAUUGGACCGUUCCACCCCCCCCCCCCCCCCCCCCCGAUGUCUUAUGGGACUGAACCUCUGGUCUGACUGACAGUGGACUCCGAGGCUCUGAGAUAAACUCCAGUGUUUGACUUACAUAAACUCUCCCUGUGGUUUCGGGACCUUGUUCUUAGUCCCUGCCUCUCGGAGACCAGGACGUCUUCCAUUUAUUCUGGGAAACGUCCCCCGUCCCUCCUGCCUUGUCCCUCCGGCCUUGUCUCUCCUGCUCUCCUUCCGCUGGCCUGAAGGACGUUUCUCAUUUCUUCUACUUGCUGCCCAACUGUCCAGGAAGAAACUCAAGUACUGUGCCUGUUUACGCUGCUGAUGAAUUCCUCUUAAUAUCCGAAAUGCUCUUUCCUCCACAGGUCCUCAGAAACUAGCACUGGUUAAUUACUGUACUGAAACACAAGGCUCAUUGUUUUCUCAUAUAUGGAAGAUUAUUAGAUAAAAGAUAAGGGGGGGGGGGGGAUGUUUCAUAAUGUCUCUAAACUGGAAUUUUGGUGGAUUUUAAGCUUUUUGGGAAUCGGAAUCUUUUUAUGAAAAAUAUUUGAGUGGACAGUUUAAUGAAUUUGAUGAAAAGAAAUAAAAACUCAAAACAAUGAGCCUCACAAACUUACUGCAACGACCUUGUGAGGUUGCGAUCUUUCGUGCGACUGAGCUAAAGGGAGCGUUCCAGACCAGACCUCCAGUUCACGGAGGAUAAAAUAUGUUGUAAAUGUUGUAAAUAUCACUCGUCUGUUGAUGUCUGUCUGUGUGAGUCAGUCGUGAAUUAGGGAAAUAGUAGCAGCUUGAAAAAAAAAAUCAACAAACAAGUUUUAAAAUAAAUAAUCAUAAGACGCGAUGUGUCAGCACCCAGAAUAAACCUUGUUUUCCCAGACACUGUAUAUUUAAUGGUUUUCCACUUUGAACCUGAGACAUUUUCACACAGUAAAAUGUAUUUUAAUAAUAGUUAUUGAUUCAAAUAAACAAAGUUAAAGACAGAAUAAAAGAUUCAAGGUUUCUGACGGGUGUUGACAAACUGUGAUGAAAGAGUUUUUUACCUGAAAGUUGAGUUUGGUUAGAGCGACGGAUUCUCUCUCUUUACACGGUGACAUCGUGGGUCAUCCACCAAUCACAUCGCUCCAUCCGCACGUCAUCAUUCAUGCCGUCUGUUGAUGUUACUGGUCAGUGUGGAUGAAGGAAAGGCGUGUGUGUGUGUGUGUGUAAAUAAGUGUGAGUGUGUAUUUGAUCUGUUAUUGUGUUUGCAUUAAUGAAGGGGGGGGGGUCAUUUAAAAAAAAAAAAAGGGUGUCAGUCGUCGUGUGGAUGAAUGACCUGAUGCUGUGACCUCACCGUGACCUUUCCAUGGCCUUUACCAAGUUCUGAUUGGUGGCUCGGCCUUUGACCUUCUAUGCCUGCUAUGAACCCAGUAGUCUUAAUUAUUUUUCUCUUUGCUUUAAACCAAACCAAACGGAGCCUUGUGUCGAUUCUGUUGCGUUGCAGCCACACCUGGGUCAUCCACGCUCCCGACCACUCUCCGAUGUAAAGCUGCUCGUAUUCUGUUCACAUGCUACGUAGUUUUCUAACUCACACUGCAGAGUCAAACCUGUCUGGCUCCAGUCGAAAAUGAAGCCGACGCUUGUCUCACAUUGAGAACAAGAGAGAAAACGUGUUGCCUUGACCAAAUGUGCCAAUUUGCACUGAGGGAAGAAGAAGGUGCAGAGUUUGGCUGAAACCGACUAAUUGCUCGUUACUGCCCCCUGUCCACUGCAGGAUGAAUGACACACGACAAAGCUCACUUGUGUUUUUGUUCAUGUUUAGGAAGCAUCUUGUUGGUUUCGAGCAAAUCUACGAAACCCAGAAGAGAACCAGGUUUGGUUCGGUCGACUAUGACCGAGGAGAUUUCAGUGAUUUGACCCAGGGUGGCUGUAGCUGUGAGGCCCUUUGUGUGUGUGUUUAAAAUCAAAUGCAAUGUGUGUGUGUGUGUGAUCAUUUCACCUCAUGCCUCAUUUUAGACAGAAACUUUUUUAUGGUAGAAGAACUAGAUUAAUGAACCAAACGGGGCUGGUUUUCCAAAAGGAGUCUGCAGUUGAUCUUCAGGAUUUAUGCUGAAUUAUUUCCAAGCAAGUUUUAAAACACAACCCUCUGAACUUAUCUAAUUUGAAAGACAAUCAUUUCUUUGUAAUGAGCAGAAGGUUCAUGUUAAACCUUCAACCUGGUAGAUAGAAAUCUGAAUUAAGAAUCAUUCAACAUUUGCUGUAAUUGACCUUAAGACAUUUCUGUUAAACUAAUUAAAGACUCAAAGUGAUUUUCUUCCUGUGGGACGCUUUUAGGAAAACUAGUCCCGGCUCAAAGUGGAAGGAGACGUGAGAGCAGCAGUGUUUUGAAGGCAUGUUGUAGACAUGUUUUGAUGAUGUGUAAUGUCGAUGUGUGUUGAUAUGAAACCUGUAUGUUUGUUGGGAUCGGGGGCGUUUGGAGGAAACACAAACCCUGAUCUGUAUCAAGGAAAGAUGAAUUGGACUGUGAAAAUAAAACUGAUG